Drosophila albomicans is the source of this 3768-nucleotide messenger RNA. RefSeq names its product E3 ubiquitin-protein ligase znrf2. The record is from RefSeq and is a predicted model, not a curated record. The transcript is spliced from 6 exons. The coding region runs from base 1083 to 2054 and encodes 323 amino acids. NCBI's taxonomy places the organism in Eukaryota, Metazoa, Arthropoda, Insecta, Diptera, Drosophilidae.
AAAGCAAAGCAAAGAGUACACAUAAAACGAAAACGGAGGAGAUGUUAAAAAUAAAAUAGAGCAAAACGGAAACAUUCAUUUAAAUUGCGAGUGGUAAUCAAGCGGAUUAAGCAUAGUUAUAGUCCACAACUAUUUUGGCUUUCGGUAUAAUAAUAAACUACGCACCGACAACGGCAACGACGACGAAACCAACACCAACAACAACCCGACACCGACGACCGACCGACCGUCCGAUUAACGCCCUCUCUUUCUCUCUCUCUCUCUGUCCCCCAAACGCUCCGCGCACUUUUGGCACCCGCUUACACACACACACACAUACAUACGCGUGUUCGCACAUUCACACAUAGAACAAUCAUCAUCAUCAUCAGCAGCAGCAACAAAAACAUCACUAUCAUCAUCAUCACCAUCGUCGUCGUCAUCGUCAUCAGCAGCACAGAGGCAAAGGCGCAAGGCACACAAACACUCUCAAACUUAUCUAUACACCGCAUUUAUCAACGCCGCCCGUCGCCGCUACUGCUGCUGACCCGUCGACCCUCCCCCGCCACCGCCUCCGCCUCCUCCACCACUUCCAUUUCCACUUCCUUUUGCACCUCCCCCAAUUCGUAACACCAACUUUGUUUGCUAUUGUUGUCUGCUGCUUGCUGCUUGCCUGUCAUUUGUUUUGUUUCCUUAAAUGUGAACGCACAUACACAUACACAACACUCGCACACACACACACACGCACGCACGAGCGAACAAAGAACAACAACAAGAAGAAGAACAAGAACAAGGCGUAAUAAGAAAGCAUAAAGCAAAUAUACGUAUUUGGCUACAAAACGAAGUGAGAGACAGACAACAAACCAAGCAAGCAAAAGGAGACGAAACAGAGACAAACAAACAGACAGAAGUCCGCGACGUGAUUGAACAAAUAACCGAAGAGUGGUGGCAACGCAACAACAGCAACAGUAGCAGCAACUGAAGACAACAGACAAUAAGAAGAAGAAGAAGAACAAAGUGCAAUCAUUAAUUAAUCAAAGAUCAGUGAACCGCAAGGGCCAGAGAGGAGAGGGGCAGAGGCCGUGUGAGAAAGAGAUUCAAACUCUAUGGGUCAAAAGGCAAGCACACCUGCGACCAGCGGCCAGCAGAGCCCACGCUCCCGAACAUUCUCCAGCAGCUCAACGGGUGCCACACACACGACAGCAGCAUCGCUGGCUGCUGCAACAGCGGACACAUCGGCGACAACAGGUGGAGGAGCUGCGGUUGGCAACCGCGGUGUCGGCGAUGCCGGUCAAGGCUUUAAUCUGCUGCGCACAUUGCCCGGCCUCCAAGUGUAUCACCAUCAGCAACAGCAGCAGCAGCAGCAGUUGCAGCUGCAGCAACAACAGCAGCAGCACAACAAUCAGCAGAACUCCACGUCCAUAGACAGGCAACGUGCUCGCAGUCUCAGCUCAGUGCCAGACAUCCAACAGCAGCAGCAGCAGCAUCAACAGCAGCAGCAGCAGCAACAACAAUUGCUGCAGCAGCAACAGCAACAGGGAUCAACAACGUAUCCGCACACACAUCCCGCCGUCUCAGUUUCGGUGUCAGCGAAUUCCAAUUCCAGUUUCCCGGCGGCUGGCAACAACAACCGAUCGCUGGCGACCACACAAAGUCUGAUGCAGCGUCAGGCACUCAAUCACUCCAUACGCGACAUGUCUAUGACGGGCGCCAACAUCAUUGAGAGCAUCACGCUCGCCUCGUCCACAACAUCGGCGAAUGGCAUUGGACGUGUUUACACAGCGACAUCGCUUCCAUCGCACAUUUGGUCCUUUAAUGGCAUCAAGUGUCCCGUGUGUAAUAAGUUCGUUUUGCCAGACGAUAUUGAAUGCCAUUUAGUUAUGUGCCUAACGAAACCACGACUCUCCUAUAACGAGGACACUUUGAUGGACGCCAAGGGCGAAUGCGUCAUUUGUCUUGAAGACUUGAGUCCAGGUGAUACAAUUGCUCGAUUGCCAUGUCUCUGCAUCUACCACAAAAGCUGCAUCGAUCGUUGGUUUGAGGUGAAUCGCUCAUGUCCCGAGCAUCCAGGAGAUUAGUAACAAUCUUAUUAGGCUAGCGCAAGGAGAGGCCAAUAACAUUUCUAUGAGAAAUGAGAAACAGAAGGAAACGGGUAUGAAAGAGAGAGAGGAGAGCUGGAUUUCGAGAGACAGAGAGAGAGAGAAGUAGAGAAGAGAGGCUGCGACAACCCGAGUUUUGGAUCGAGGAAUCGAUCGUUUUGACCUACCGACUGUUGAUGCUAUCCCAAAACAAAGAAAACACACACAAAUCAAUUGAAACAAAUUAAUUAAAUUAAAACAAACAAACAAACAAAAAAGAGAAACGAAACCAACCAACCCACAAAAAAAAAAGAUGAGAAAAGUUAAAAGUUAAAUGAUGACAAGGAAAGAAAGAUGUUGAGGAUGAGGAUGAUGGAGGAAUGAAUAGAUGAAUAAAUGAUUGUAAAGCGAAGCAACCAACCAACCAACAAAAGAAUGUCAACCAAUGUGAUGUUAAAUUUUAUAUUUUGUACUAUGGAUAUGAUGUAAUGAUGUAAUUGUAAUGUAAUGUAUAUGUAUGUAUGUAUUUAUUAUUUUAAACGAAAACUAAAAUAGGAUAAACACAAAACAACAACAACAACCGCAACUAUAUAAAACAAAUUACAAAGGAAACACAUACACACACACACCGACACACAUAUAUACACUAUAAAUAAUUUAUGCUUAAUUAGAGACGAAAACUAUAACAACAACAAAAAGCAAAGCAACCAAAAACAAAUACCACAAAAAAAAACAACAACAACAAUGGCAAGAGGUGGAGCGCGUAAACUUAAAUAACAAAUUUGUAAACCUUAUGUAUGUAUAAUUUAAUAAUUGUUUUUCCUCCCUUUUUGUUUUGUUCUGUUUUUGCUAUUUUUGUUUGUGUGUUUAUCCGCUUGACCCUUGCGUCUUCAAUAAGUUAUUGCUAGUGUUAUAUUUGAUUAUUAUUAUUAUUUUUUUUUAUAUAAAGAAUCCCUCUUUUAAUUUGUUAUAAAUGUAUUCUGUUUGUGUAUUUGUUAAUUCGACAAGAACAACAAUAAGAAAAGAAGAAUACCACAAAAAAACAAAACUAUAUUCAAUUCUGUCAUGUGAAAAUUCUGGUCAAACGAAUGCUUAAGGCAAUAUUCAUUAAAUGUAAUUUUUCAAUUUUCAAUUGGCUCAAAAUAAACAAUUUGGGGAGUUCCUGUCCUAGACGCCAAAGGAUCCCCCAAAAAUAAAUGAAAGCCGCAAAAUAAACAACAAGAACUUUAUAAUUGUAUUCAUAAAAAGAAUAAUUAUUAUUAAUGAUAACUAUAAUUUAGUUGCAUAUUAUGAUUUUGUUAAUACUUUAUUAACUUUUCCUAAGCAGCAGCUGCUCUGGGCGCAAAAUCAGCUCGUGUGUUUUUUUUUUUUGUAUGUAAAUGAUAUAAAUAAAUAUAAUAAUAAAUAUAUAUGUAUACUUUAAUAUAUUGUACAUAUAUAAAACACACACAUAUAUAAAUAUGUAAUUGUAUAACUAUAACUAUAGCGUUAGCGUUCCAUAAAGCUGACAUUAACGUUAACUGAAAACGAAACUGAAUUUCCCCCAUCUCCAAUCUCCCUUCACCCUCCUCUCUCCUCCUCCCUUGACACCCUUCAAACACAUCCAUAGCGAAAAUUAUCAUUUCUAUUCUUAACUGUUUGUAAGAUACAUUGAUAAUACUUCCACAGAAAACAAUGACGAACGCGGAAAACCUCUCCCAAAAAAAAAAACAAA